Thlaspi arvense is the source of this 2157-nucleotide messenger RNA. Lineage: Eukaryota; Viridiplantae; Streptophyta; Magnoliopsida; Brassicales; Brassicaceae. The record is from the annotation of a GenBank genome assembly.
AUGGCUACCGCGGCGAUAUUCUCAUCUCUGCGGCGGAGGAGAUCGCCGUCACUCGAGGCCUUUUUGGCUCCCGUUGACUUAUCCGGCGUCGCUCUUGUUCAAACCCUAGCUUCAAUUUCUACGGAGGUCGUCUCUUGUUUCGGCGGUAUACGGUUCUCGUUCCAGCGCAGGAACGCUCGCUCGCUGUUUCGUAAGAUUGAGAUCUUCGUCGUAUUGUUCGAGUUCCUCACUGAAUCAGGCUGGGGCUCAAGAAGCUCCGUCUCCUCCUCGACGGAGUUGCUGUGUCUCAAGGAGCUUUAUCUUCUCCUCUACCGCUCUAAGAUCCUCAUCGAUUACUGCGCUCAAUCCAGUAAGUUAUGGCUAUUGCUGCAAAACCCGUCGAUUUCUGGCUAUUUCCACGACUUGAAUCAAGAGAUUUCGACUCUUUUGGAUGUUUUCCCGGUCAACGAUCUCGGUCUCAGCGACGACAUUAGAGAGCAGAUCGAGCUGCUGCAGAGACAAUCCAGAAAAUCGAGGCUAUACAUCGAUAAAAACGACGAAACGCUGCGCGAGACGUUCUACUCGUUUCUCGACGGAUUUGAGCACGGGAAGAUACCGAAUCCGGUUGCUCUGAGGUCGUUCUUCGUAGAGAAAUUGGGGAUUAGGGAUUCGAAGAGUUGCAGAACCGAGAUCGAGUUUUUGGAAGAGCAGAUUGUGAAUCACGAUGGCGAUUUGGAGCCUACGGGGUCGGUGAUCAACGGGUUUGUGGCGAUCACACGAUACUGUAGAUUUUUGUUGUUCGGAUUCGAAGAAGAAGGGUUGGAGUGGAGGAUCGAGAAUCCGAAGAAACCCAGGAAAGGGUUCGUCGCGCAGGAGAUUGGGGACACAUUCAUAACAGUGCCAAAGGAUUUCGUUUGCCCAAUCUCUCUCGAUUUGAUGACAGAUCCUGUGAUUAUUUCCACAGGGCAAACUUAUGAUCGGAGCUCCAUCGCUAGGUGGAUCGAAGAAGGUCACUGCACUUGUCCCAAAACCGGGCAAAUGCUCAUGGACUCUCGCAUCGUUCCGAAUCGAGCACUCAAGAACUUGAUUGUGCAAUGGUGCACAGCGAGUGGCAUAUCUUAUGAGUCAGAGUUCACAGAUUCACCGAACGAAGCUUUCGCGUCUGCUCUUCCGACGAAAGCAGCGGUUGAAGCAAACAAAGCCACCGUCUCGAUCCUGAUUCAGUAUCUAGCAGAUGGGUCCGAAGCAGCUCAAACAGUGGCGGCGCGUGAAAUCCGUCUACUGGCCAAGACCGGGAAAGAAAACCGCGCGUUCAUCGCGGAAGCAGGCGCGAUCCCGCACUUGCGCCGCCUUCUCAAAUCCGAAAACGCUAUCGCGCAAGAGAACUCCGUGACGGCGAUGCUCAACCUGUCGAUAUACGAGAAGAACAAGAGUCGGAUCAUGGAGGAAGACGAUUGUUUGGAGUCAAUAGUAAGCGUACUCGUCUCUGGUCUCACAGUGGAAGCUCAAGAAAACGCGGCAGCCACAUUGUUCAGUCUCUCUGCGGUACACGAGUAUAAGAAACGGAUAGCGAUUGUCGAUCAGUGCGUCGAGGCAUUAGCGUCACUGCUUCAAGACGGGACGCCGAGAGGGAGGAAAGACGCGGUUACGGCGUUGUAUAACUUAUCGACACAUCCUGAUAACUGCAGUAGAAUGAUCGAAGGAGGAGGAGUGUCGAGUCUUGUUGGAGCUCUCAAGAACGAAGGAGUAGCAGAGGAAGCAGCAGGAGCAUUGGCUUUGUUGGUAAGACAGUCUCUUGGAGCUGAGGCUAUAGGGAAAGAGGAAUCAGCUGUGGUGGGGCUCAUGGGAAUGAUGAGAUGCGGAACACCGAGAGGGAAAGAAAACGCGGUCGCUGCGUUGCUCGAACUCUGUAAGAGCGGUGGAGCCGCCGUGGCGGAGAAAGUGUUGAGAGCGCCGGCGAUUGCGGGAUUGCUGCAAACGCUUUUGUUCACCGGGACGAAGCGGGCUAGACGGAAAGCUGCUUCGCUUGCUCGGGUUUUUCAGAGGAGGGAAAAUGCGGCGAUGAGGUCAGGCGGUUACGGGUUUGUAGGGAAUGCGAACGUGAAUAGAGACGGCGGCAGUUUUACGACGGAUGUCUCUGUUCCGAUUUCAAUCUCCAUCUCCGUACCUGUGUUGUGA